AAAAAAAUGUCAUCUCAAUAGUUGUUAAUAAUUGAAAGAUUUAAUAGAGUUUCCAAGGAUUUCUAAUAAAUAAUGACGCUUUCUAUGUCUCUAAUUUGCCAAUAUUGUAAAAGUCCUCUUCGUUUUGAGAAUUUGAAAGAAAUUAAUACAGCUACAUUUAAUUUACUUAUUGGAAGUCUUAAGGAGAAGAAGCAAGAAUUUUAUGAAGAAGACAUGAUCCCGUUACUUUUUCCAGAAUCUAGAAAGAUUUAUUACCAUGAAGCAAUAAAUACAUUAAUAAACUCAUUAACAGAGGAUCAAAUAACAAAUAAAACAUCAUCUAGAAAUAUUUCAUAUAUUUUGUUUGAAAGCGAGGAUUUAAAAUCAUUUGAUACAUCAGUAUCGGGUAUGUUUAAUUCAAAUAAUCAAAUAAAUGAUCUAGAGACAACAUUUCACGAACCACCUACAUUUGAGCAUCUUUUUCAUAUUAUAUCUUUUCUUUCAGAUAUUAGGCAUCCUAUUUGUUCAGAAUGUUGUGAAAAAUUACUUGAUACUAUGUCUAAGCAUCAUCAUUAUUUAAAAAAUGAAAGAGAUACAUAUAUUGGGAUUUUAAAUCAUAUAAAUAAUGUUCUUCUUCACGAUGAUGAAAUCGAAAAGAUAAAAUUAGAGAUAGAAGAUAAUUUAAAAAAGGAAGCUGUCGCACUUAAAACCAUUGCUCAACUUAAAAAAAAACAGCAAGAUAUUGAAAAAGAAGUUAAAAAACUUGACGAGGAAUCCUUAAUUCUAGAUAAAGAAGAAGAAAUAUUUUGGAAAGAAAGAAAUUCAUUUUUACUUAAACUUCAAGAAUUUCAAAAUGAAAGAGACACUCUUAAUUUACAAUACGAUUAUAAUAUAAAACAACUUGAAGAACUAAAAGAAGCAAAUGUAUAUAAGGAUAUAUUUUGUAUUAGUCAUAAUGGACAAUUUGGCACAAUUAAUGAUUUAAAAUUUGGUCGUUUGCCUUCUUAUCCUGCAAAUUGGGACGAAAUAAAUGCUGCAUGGGGCUUAAUAGUAUUAUUGCUUCAUUCAAUUGCAAAAAAAUUAAAUUUCAAAUUUUCAGAAUACAAAUUAAAUCCUUUAGGAUCUACUUCUACAAUAGAUAAGCUUGAAUUUCAUAAUGAUUCUUCAUAUCCUUCCAAAACAAUUUCUUUUGAAUUAUACAAUUCCGAUAAUUUAUUAAUCAAACGUUUUUUCAUGCAAAAAAAAUUCGAUAUUGCUAUGAUUAGUUUUUUACAAUGUUUAAAACAAAUAGGUGAUUAUCUUAAACAAAUAGAUCCCUCUUUUAAAUUUCCUUAUAAAAUUCAAAAAGAUAAAAUAGGGAAUGCAAACAUCUCUAUUUCCUUUAACUCUGAUGAAAUAUGGACUCGUUCACUUAAAUAUCUUCUUACUAAUCUCAAAUAUAUCAUUGCUUACACUACUCAUCACUUAUCCUAA
Pneumocystis murina B123 is the source of this 1452-nucleotide messenger RNA. RefSeq lists its product as hypothetical. NCBI's taxonomy places the organism in Eukaryota, Fungi, Ascomycota, Pneumocystomycetes, Pneumocystales, Pneumocystaceae. The transcript is spliced from 6 exons. Gene Ontology annotation, cellular component: phosphatidylinositol 3-kinase complex, class III, type I; phosphatidylinositol 3-kinase complex, class III, type II; phagophore assembly site. The record is from RefSeq and is a predicted model, not a curated record. Gene Ontology annotation, biological process: autophagosome assembly; late endosome to vacuole transport; cellular response to nitrogen starvation. The coding region runs from base 73 to 1452 and encodes 459 amino acids.